This is a messenger RNA of Papaver somniferum (opium poppy), 1557 nucleotides long. Its product is annotated as protein DMR6-LIKE OXYGENASE 2-like. NCBI's taxonomy places the organism in Eukaryota, Viridiplantae, Streptophyta, Magnoliopsida, Ranunculales, Papaveraceae. The transcript has 4 exons. The record is from RefSeq and is a predicted model, not a curated record. Bases 50 to 1150 code for a protein of 366 amino acids.
UCGAAACUCCUCUCUCUGUUUCCUUUAACUUUUUUGCAUUCCAUCAUCCAUGGCUACUACUAGUACUUCCGCAUCACUAUCAUCAUCGAAAGUACUUCUAACUGACAUAAUUACAACUACGAAUGGUGUUCCAUCGAGUUACAUAAGACCCAUCUCCGAGCGUCCAAAUCUUACCCUAGUUCAAUCAUCUCAAGAUUCUUCAAUCCCUCUCAUCGAUUUACAAGAACUUGAUGGUCCAAACCAUUCAAAGUUAAUCAAGCAGAUUGGCCAUGCAUGUCAGUACGAUGGCUUCUUUCAGGUAAGAAAUCAUGGAGUUCCGGAGAUAAUUAUUGAGAAGAUGUUGCAAGUAGGGAAGGAGUUCUUCAGGUUGCCAGAGAGUGAAAGAAUGAAGUGUUACUCGGCUGAUACAUCCAAAACAAUUCGACUUUCAACCAGCUUUAAUGUCACGAAUGAAAAAACUGCGAAUUGGAGAGAUUUUUUAAGACUUCAUUGUUAUCCUCUUGAAGAUUAUAUCAAUGAGUGGCCAACUAAUCCAUCAUCAUUCAGGAGUGACGUGCCGGAGUAUUGUACGAGUAUCCGAGGCUUAACAUUGAAAUUACUGGGAGCUAUUUCAGAGAGUUUAGGUCUUAAGAGAGAUUACAUAGAAAAAGUACUUAGCAACCAUGGGCAACAUAUGGCUAUAAACUAUUAUCCCCCAUGUCCAGAACCAGAGCUUACGUAUGGACUUCCUGGUCAUACUGAUCCAAACGCUAUCACCGUACUCCUUCAAGAUGAUGUUCCUGGAUUGCAAGUCCUUCGAGAUGGGAACUGGAUCGCUGUUCAUCCGAUACCUAAUACGUUUAUUAUAAAUAUUGGUGAUCAAAUACAGGCUAUUAGCAACGACAAGUACAAAAGUGUUCUUCACCGAGCUGUUGUAAACUGCGACAAAGAGAGGUUUUCUAUCCCGACUUUUUGUUGUCCGUCCAAGGAAGCUGUGAUUGGACCGGCUUCUCAAUUGGUCGAUGACGAGCAUCCUCCUCUUUAUAAGGAUUUCACUUACACCGAAUAUUUUGGAAAAUUUUGGAACCAAAAACUUGGAAUGGAAAGUACUUUAGAUAUUUUUAAAACAACUUCUAGUAGUAAUUAUCAAAACGAAAGGGGAACAACUUAGAGAAGUUUAAAAUUUCAAAAGGUUAAAUUUGCGGUUUCAUCUAGUCCCCACUAGCUUCAAUGCGGGUUUAUUUAUGGUUACCGGUGUUAAUCUGCCUAAUCUUCCCAAGAUUAAGAUGGUUUGUUGUUGACGUUGGAGGUAAUGACGAUGACAACAGAUGACCAUGAAGUUUAUGACGCCGAGAGAUACCCAAGUGAUGAAAGCUGACACUUGAAACCAAUGCGUACUUGGUUGCUCGAUUGGGUGGAUCAAGCUUGUAGCUCAUACAGGACGACGACACCAUAUGAGCCUGGAUUGCAUAAAUGGUGACGUAAUAGUGAUUACGUACCUGAAACUCAAAGUGCUGUUUGAUAGCGAUGCCGAUAGGGUAGUUAGUUAAGCUUGUAAAUAACUUCAACUCUCUUGAC